Messenger RNA from Anopheles marshallii, 636 nucleotides. RefSeq names its product protein dj-1beta-like. Gene Ontology annotation, molecular function: protein deglycase activity. The coding region runs from base 1 to 636 and encodes 211 amino acids. The record is from RefSeq and is a predicted model, not a curated record. Gene Ontology annotation, cellular component: nucleus; cytosol. NCBI's taxonomy places the organism in Eukaryota, Metazoa, Arthropoda, Insecta, Diptera, Culicidae. Gene Ontology annotation, biological process: guanine deglycation, glyoxal removal; protein deglycation, glyoxal removal. The transcript has 2 exons.
AUGAUGGCUGCAACAAAGCGCGCUCUUGCUCUUAUUGCACGCGGUUCGGAGGAAAUGGAGCUGGUUAUUACUGUUGAUGUGCUGCGGCGCUGUAAUGUCGACGUAACGGUUGCGUUGGUACAAGAAUCUGACACUGGCAUCGAUAAGGAGGAUCUGAUUGCCUGUUGUUCCCGGGGUGUAAACAUCAAAGCCGACACUACUCUCCAGGUGUUCCUGGAGCAGCAUGCGGCCACCGAUGACGCAUUACCAGAUGCGAUCAUUCUGCCCGGUGGGCUCGAAGGUGCAAAAGCUAUGGCACAAGCGCCGGCCGUUGGUCAGCUGCUACAGCGACAGCAGAAAGCCGGCAAGCUUGUAGCUGCGAUAUGUGCCGCACCAACGGUACUAGCAGCCCACGGCAAGUUGUUUGCCGGACGGCGUGUGACGUCCUAUCCCUCGUUCCGGGAGAAAAUGACGGAGGCCGGCUACGUGUGGGAAGAACCAACGGCCGGAUCCCCGCUAGGACGUGUCGUGCGGGAUGAUAAUCUUAUCACCAGCCUCGGACCGGCGACUACGUUCGAUUUUGGGCUUGCGAUCGGUGCUGCACUCGCCGGGCAAGAGGUGGCCGAUAAGGUUGCGGCCGGUUUGCUGUACAAGUGA